Messenger RNA from Dinoponera quadriceps, 651 nucleotides. Its product is annotated as 14 kDa phosphohistidine phosphatase-like. The record is from RefSeq and is a predicted model, not a curated record. Gene Ontology annotation, molecular function: protein histidine phosphatase activity. Bases 47 to 499 code for a protein of 150 amino acids. The transcript has 4 exons. Gene Ontology annotation, cellular component: cytosol. Lineage: Eukaryota; Metazoa; Arthropoda; Insecta; Hymenoptera; Formicidae. Gene Ontology annotation, biological process: peptidyl-histidine dephosphorylation.
AUUCUAUCCCUAGUCAGAUCUAGUAACCAGUUGAUUCAAGGUUGUCAUGGCUGUAAUUUUAAAGUUUGGAACGGCGUCGGUAAACCGGCAACUUAUUCCGAAAGGUGUGACAAAUAUUCAACGAAUUGCUACAAUGUCUCAAUUGUUAGACCAAGUGGCAGAUGUGGAUAUCGACAGUCAUGGAAGAUUCAAAUAUAUCUUGAUCACUGUGAAAGAUAAAACUAACGAUGUUAGUAAACAGAUCGUCAGAGGAUAUGCAAGAGCACAGUGGCACGCUGAUAUAUUUGAUGAAGUGGGCGAGCAGAUAAAAAAGCACAGUGGUGUUUUGCAGGCGAACUGCGUAGGCGGUGGAAGAAUCGAGCACCAUCCCGACGAGAAAAUGAUCAAAGUUUAUGGAUAUUCGCAAGGUUACGGAAAAGCUGAUCAUCAAAUAUCGGUUGAGUUGCUGAAGAAAAAAUAUCCCAGCUACAACGUCACGUGGUCGGACGAAGGUUAUUAACGAGAUAAUAACAAUGAUGUAUCUUGUGGUUGUUUUUUUUUUAAUUUAUUAAACAUAUAUACCAACUCGCAUAUGAAAAUCCUGCUUUGUACACUGAUUAAUAAAAAUACAAGCGCGUCUCGGAGUGAAAAUAAAAGCGUUUUAAUCUGCUA